UGUAAACACAAAGUAUGAAUUUUGUCGCAUAACUUUCUCGUCUCAUUUAAUUAAUUUUACUUCAGUUUCCUUAUGGAUAUUAAUGAUGCUUUUGAGCAGAUUCUUCUAAGUGAGGAGCGAAUCGCUGAAGAAAGCUACAAGAAGGGGUUUGAGAAAGGAGUAAGCGAGGGAAAUUUAGAAGCUUAUCAUAUCGGAUUUCAUAGAGGUGCAGAAAUUGGAGCAGAACUAGGCUUCUAUUUGGCUGUAUUAGAGAAUCAUAAAAUUCCAGCACCAAUUGAUCAGAAAGUGCUAAAUCUGAUAACACAAUUAAAAGGCAUAAUUGAGCAGUUUCCACAGAUUAAUUGCGAUACAUUUGAUCUUUUUGAAUCACUCAAUACAAUUAGAGCUCAGUUUAAGAAACUUACAGCACUGCUCAAAAUCACAAACUUAGUUUAUCCUCAAAAAUCUGAUUUAAGCUUUUAAAUAAAAUGGUUAAUAGACUAGAAUUAAUAACUACAGUCCAAAAACAUCUGGAUCUAAUAGUAAAACAUAUGGAACCGUCAAGGGAUUUCGUUAAUAUGCAUAUGGUAGCCUGGAUCUGUGAGAAUUUGUACGUUAAGCAUGUUCCAGAGAACAUUAGAAGUGAAAUUAACUCAGUUGAAGAUGUUAAAUCAGCAAUGGAUCUUUUUUUCCAAAAAGAUAAGCCAUCAAUUGACUUAAUUAAGAAGCAUCAAAGUCUACACAACAAGAUCCAAUUGGAAAAAUUGUUUUAUCUUGAAAAUUUAACUGACAAGCUUUAUUUAACUCAUGAUGAAAUGAUUGACGAGUUUAAGGCACUGAAUAUCCCAACUGAUCUAGGCUUAAAUGUUCAUGUUAAGGAAUUCAUGAAGGACAAAAAGUCUCAUGAAGUAAGCGUUGCUUCUAAAAUUGUCGGAAUCCUUUCCAGAGCUCGUCAUAAAAAACCAUUAAUUCUUGAUUUUGGUGAUGGCAAAGGAUAUCUAUCGACACGUGUAUCUCUAGAAUUCAAUCUUAAAACUCUUGGUAUUGAUGCAAGCGAUCAUAAUGCCCGCGAAGCUGAACUACGCAACAAGAAAUUGACAAAGUUGUGGCCUCAUUUAGUUAAGAAGGAAGCAAAAAAGAACAAUAUUGAGGCACCAGAAAUGAAUGAGGAAGUUCUUAAUGAUAACAAGUACAAGACAAUUGCAUCUUACAUUUAUGGUGAUACAGACUUGAAUAAGUUAAUAGAUCAAGCAUAUCCAGAAGAGAAAAUCGAUGAGAUUUGUCUUAUUGGGCUGCAUACAUGUGGGAACUUGUCAGCAAAUUCUUUAAAGCAUUUUGUUACUAACGAUAGACUUAAGAUGAUCAUGAAUGUUCCAUGUUGUUAUAAUUUACUGUUUGAGGAAUUCGAAAUUGACUAUUUUAAUGAGAAGGAACGAAUCAUAGACCAUCCUAAUGACUUUGGAUUUCCACUGUCUAAUUAUCUCAAGGCACAAAAAUGUAGAAUUGGCAGGAAUGCACGAAUGCUUGGUACACAGAGUUUUGAGAGAAUUUUGAAUGGAAUUAGUAAUCCUGAUGAAUCGCUCUUCUUUCGUGCGAUAUUUGAAAAAUUACUUCGACAGCGGUACCGUAAAGGAUUAAAGCCACACGUUUACCGACUUGGUAAAAUAAAGAAAGUUAAAAAUUUGGAAGAAUAUAUCAGGAAAGCGUGUCAACGACUAAACAUUACAUACGAUUUGACUGAGGAUGAAAUUAAGCAGUUAGAAAACGAACAUAAAUUCGAUAAGGAAGCAAUCACGUUCCAUUAUUUUAUCAGACUUUUAUCGGCUAAAACUAUCGAAACUUUAAUUCAUCUAGACAGAUAUCUUUAUCUAUUAGAAAAUGGUGUUAAACAUGUUUAUCUUGUAAAACUUUUUGAUAGUGUUAUUUCUCCGAGGAACUUUGCUGUUUUAGGAAUAAAAGAAUAAAAAUUUUUUGAAAUUUACAA
This is a messenger RNA of Chironomus riparius, 1963 nucleotides long. Lineage: Eukaryota; Metazoa; Arthropoda; Insecta; Diptera; Chironomidae. The record is from the annotation of a GenBank genome assembly.